Messenger RNA from Caretta caretta (loggerhead turtle), 4970 nucleotides. Its product is annotated as lysophosphatidic acid receptor 6. Gene Ontology annotation, molecular function: oxysterol binding; G protein-coupled receptor activity. The record is from RefSeq and is a predicted model, not a curated record. Gene Ontology annotation, biological process: G protein-coupled receptor signaling pathway. Gene Ontology annotation, cellular component: membrane. Lineage: Eukaryota; Metazoa; Chordata; Testudines; Cheloniidae.
UCCAACAUACAGGGAAGGGACCUGUGUGUGUGGAGGGGCGUCACUUCCCCAAGGCACAGACAGAAUGGGGUCAGACCAGUAGGCAAACCUUUGUCUCCUCUCUACCCCUAUUCUUAGUAAUCCCUGUCCUCUUGCAGACCAGCAGGAGACACAGUCGUUUAUGUAUGGAUCAUGAAGGCCCAACUUGAAUCGCGGGAUGAUUGUCAAAUAAGCGCAGCUGAGCUGCAGACAAGACAUGGAAAAUUGCGGAAGUGUAAUUAAUUGUGGUCAUUUGGAAAAGCCAGAGAAGACCUGUUUGUUUAAGAAAAGUUUGCUAGAACAAGUAUUAUGUUAUGCUCGCAAAUUUUUUUGAUAAUCUGACAUUUUGCUGCAAGUGUAUUACAGUUAUUAAUGCGCAGUGGUGACAGUGGGAGACCCAGCCGCCCGGGGCCGACAGCGGGGCAGCCCAGCUGCCAAGGGCUGUGGACUAGCAGCUGGGAGCUCCUGCUGUCAGCUGCCUGGCUGACAAAACUGCAGUGGAAGCUGAGUUUGAUGAUGAUACAAGAGGCAAAUCAGAAUCCAGCUUGCUCUUGGAUCACUUCAGCAUGCGAGCUGGUGCUGCGGAUUGUUUUCUGCUCUUAUCAGUGCACAAAGCACACGUGAAUCAACACAGGAGCAUGUCGGGAUGGAGAACACACAGGUGCCCUUUUUUUUUUUUUUUUUAAUCAGGAUCAUUUUUUGUGACACUUAAACCUUAAGUUUAGCCUAUUUUAUGACUAGGUCUGAUACAAUCAGCAUCAUAUUGUGUGUUCAUUGGCCUGGCUUGUGAAUGGCACCAAAACACCAGCCGUCCUUGAGUGGGACUCUGUUUGCAAAGGCCCAUGCCGCAGGCAGUUGAGCAUUGACUUCACUGAGAGCUAAAAGUCAGACCGAGGUGUGCUGGAGGCUGGCCUGUUUUGCUGCGCAUAUUAUGCAACAGUUCAUUUUGGUGGCAAAAGUUUUUGGCAGAGAGACUGAAACAAGAGUUAUUCUUACAUAACAUCAUCUUGUUCUGCCUUUUGCUUUCUCUCUUUUAAAGCUUUGUGGUGUCUUAUGGUUAUUCCCAAACGAAAGCAAACGUAUCGCUCAGUGAAACACUAGGGCGUGGCCGGGUCCUGCUGCAAAAAUCAUCCUUAGUGCACAAAGAAAGUGCCUAAUGUCAACUUUAUUAAUUAGCCCUUCCUCCUUAUGUGCCGGUGUUGCAGUUAUUGAGAAGGACCGGUGCAACUGGCCAGAGAGUCAAUUGUCAGUGACUGGGGGGGGGUUGGUUUUUCCCCCACCUUCCUCUGCAGUGUGUGGAUGCAGGUGACCUGCCAAGAUUAUCAGGGUCUAUCUCACUUACUCAUUUCCCCGACAUUUGCAGCGACUCUGGGCAUCGGUGCAUCUUAGUCCCUCCUGUUCUCUGCCUGUGGCACAAAGUCUAGGUUCCCGAGGGCUGUAAUAUUUGGUUUCCUUUUGGUUGCUGGGUGGUGGUGGUGGCUUGUGAUAUACAGGAAAUGAGACUGAACUCUAAGACCCUGUGAUAAGCUAUCUCCUUGGCUGCAGAGCUGGUGUACAGAGCCCUAUAGUCUGCUCCUCAAGGUAAGAGGGGGCUUUUUGUUACUGGGGGGAUACUAGAUACCCAGUAACCUAUUCAGCCAAAUGAAAAAUCCCAUUUAAUACUUAGUUGCAAGACUGUACAAUGUGCAUUAACUCUUUGACAGCAGGGUUGUGAGUUUGUGAUGGCAAAAUGAAGUAUUUCAUCCCCUUACGGUUUAUCAGUGGAACCACUUCUUCCACCCGCUGAAGGAGAGGUAAGAAUUUUCCACUUUAUUCUCUCCCUUCAUGCCUAGCGGGUUGGUUCCUACUCAUUUUCUAAUCCCAGUUACACACGGGUGAGUUGGGAGCUGCAUUCUUAGCACUAACAGUAACAGCCACUGCCAAUUCCAAGGAGCCCCGGAAAAUGCCACACAGUCGGAAAGGUUAACAUUGGGGUCUCAGUAGGGGUGGUGCUGACUGCAUCUGCUUGUAUAGCUUUGGGCUCACCCUGUCAUUAUCCUAGAGACUGGACAUAUUGCAGAACAGUUAAGGGACCAGCUGUCAUGUUGCUUUGGACUCACCUGGGUAUCUGAGCUCCACAUAGAUACAGUCACACAGGAAAUCUGAUGCUAUAGAUCAAAUUUAGGCAACUGUUUCCCUGGAAAGGAGUUGACCAGUGGCCUAAACCUUCCCACAUCAUUGCCAUUUCUCCUUACCAAGAAAAGCAUUGGUUAAAAUACAGAAAAAAUCACAAGUGGAAUGAAUCUGAUUUAGGCUCAGGCUAAAGUCAAGUACUAGCCCGUGGUUUGGAAGCAUUCGCAUUCUCUGCUAAGGAGAGACCUAGGGCUGUGUAGUAGCUCAGGUGCCUGUCGCAGUUGUGAACUAACAUGGGACUGUGCCUUUCACGAGCUGGUGCACGGAAAGACUGCCUUUCACGAGCUGGUGCACGGAAAGACUGCCUUUCACGAGCUGGUGCACGGAAAGACUGCCUUUCACGAGCUGGCAAAACUGAAACUCAUCUCAUUGUAGUUUCGCGUGACACAUGCUGGGCAACGUUCUGUUCACCUACCAGCCGAUUCAGAGUAUGAACUGGAACUCUUGGCCUGCCUCUGCACUUCCUGUGGUUUCUCUCUGCAGAGCAAGGUGGGAGGGUUUUGCUGUAUGCUUUGCAAUGUGACUUUAUUCUGGUGCUUCACUUCAGACAGGAGAGCUCAGCGUCAAGCCUCUGCUUUGUGAAGAGUCUUCACAGGAUCCAGUGUGUUCGUUGCAUUUUUCGCGUGAGAUAAAAUGGCCUGGGGAUGGUGGGCUUACUGAGCGUAGAAGCUUUAGUUACAUUUUUAACCAGAACUGGGUGAUGUAACAACUUGAGUUCUCACAGAGAGCUCCUGGAGCUUUGGACUUGCUCAUCUUUGGAACGAAGAGACUGAUCUAGGGUAUCCCCACAGAACUUGUUCUCCUGCAGCAGAAAGCAUGGAAAACACUUCGUGUACCUUGACCAGGGGACAUUCUAAUGCAACACUAGUUGAAGCAGACUUCCAGUACCAUCUCUUCACUGUCAUCUACAGCAUUGUCUUUGUACUGGGACUGCUAGAAAACAUCUUAGCUCUCUACCUUUUGACCUGCAAUGUUAAGCACACCUCGCACUCCAUCUACCUCAUCAACCUGGCUGUAGCAGAUACCUUGUUCGUGUGUAUAUUGCCCUUUAAAAUCCAUUACCACCUGAACCAGAACAAUUGGAUCUUUGGAGACAUGGCUUGUAGGAUCACCGGGACCUUGUACUACAUCAACAUCUACCUCAGCAUUGCCUUCUUCACCUGCAUUUGCAUGGAUCGUUACAUUGCCGUGCUGCACCCCUUCACCUACAUCCGGAUUAAAGUCACCCACUACAUGACAGUGGUCACCAGCUUUUGGCUCACUGCUGUAAGCAUCACGAUCCCGCUUAUCCUUGGGGGGCCCCUUCACAACAAGGGCACAGGGAACAAGACUGCCUGCUUUGAGAACUUCUCGCUGACCAGCUGGACCCAUCGCAUGUUGCCCUACAAUGUCUGUGCCUUGCUGUUCGGCUUUGUCAUCCCGUUUGCCAUCAUCCUCAUCAGCUACCCUCUCAUCGCCAAGCGGAUCAACCACACCAGACACAGCAUUCACAAGAAGAAGGCCUUGAGGACCAUUUACCUCAUCCUGCUCAUCUGCAUCCUAUGCUUCCUUCCGUAUCAUGUCACUCACCUACUCCACUUCCUGAUGAGGGUCCAGCUCAUCCAAAGCUGCCUGUUUACUAACUUAAUUUACAAAAUGCGCCGGGUCACUUUGGCCCUGGUCAGUUUCAACUGCUGCCUGAACCCCAUCCUGUACUACUUCACAUCUUCCAGCAAGCCAUGGCGGCUUGGCCUCAAGUUCAGAUCCAGAUCCAAGGUUUACACCAUCUGUGACAGAAAAUUCAAUGACUAUCCUUGUAAAAGCAAGCCAGCAGUGAGACCACCAACACAGCAAUUGAAUGAACUGUCUUUUUAAAACAAGGUCAGUAAGUUAUCCACCUGAACUCUGAGGAGUAGUAUUCAGGUGCUGUAUACGCAUACUCUUUAGGGCAGGGAUUAUGAAUUGAAUUUGUUGGUGGUGUCAGUCCACUUCCUAGGAGACCAGAGUCUGUUACAGCCGCUACGCUACCCCCCUCCAGAAGUCUGUUAAUUGGCAAGGGUGGGCUCAGCAGACAAGAAGUUUUUCCCCCCUCAGCUCUAAAAACUGAAGUCCUAUUUAUACACAACACAGGCACAUCUGCUAAAGGGUGUCAGGCAAUAUUUCUACUUCAAUGUUACUUACUAAGCAGUACCAAAAAAAAAUCCUUUGUUUGGAAAGUGGUGACAUUGUAUGAAAUAUUUGACAAAUUAUCCGAACCAAUGGACCUGCACCAGUAUGGUUUGGUAUACCGAAUACUUGACUGAGUCAUUCCAUCAUCUGCAGCCUUCUCUCAACUUUCUUAGGUAUCCUUUAUUUUAACUGCUAUCGAGGUGGACUGGGACGCAGAGGGCUAGUUCUAAUACCAGUUGCUUUGCAGGACAUUGGCUCAUGAUUGAAGCUCUGCCCAUCUGUAAAAUGGGAAUAACCAAGCACCUCCCUGUUGUCCCAUUAUUUGCUGAACAUUGUGAAAGUUAGAAAGUGCUUUCUACCUGAGGGAUGUUCUUCCUCUCAAUAAGAGACCCUUAAUUAAUCAUCCAAAUCCCUCCUCAGCUAUUGUUCACAGCAGUGUAUGCAUAUGUGGUUAACUACUUAAAUAUCAUGCUUGUUUUAAUCCCUUGGGCUUACUUUUAAGUUUUAACCCCCUAUCAGUGUUCUGUACUGUUAAAGUUGACAGCUGACCCUAUGUUCAAUGCAGAAGCAACAAGAUAAUUGAAUCAUUUUGUUCACAAGCAGCUGAGUGAAUUAAAAUGCUGUUAAGAGGA